GUCACCCCAGUAGUAAGGAGAUUACAUGAGGAGGAGGUUUGUUACAGUGUGUCACCCCAGUAGUAAGGAGAUUACAUGAGGAGGAGGUUUGUUACAGUGUGUCACCCCAGUAGUAAUCAAUAGCAAAGCGAAAAGAAACCUUGGGAUGGCGCUGCUGGUUCCAGUGGUUCGGGUAACAAACUGUAGCCAGAGAUGCAGAUAAUACAAAUCACUGGACAGUUUAUUGGACAGACCAUAAAACAAUAAAACAGGAGGAUUACGCAUUUCGGGGGAGCCUCCCCCUUCUUCAGAUCAGUAUGUCAACAGUUACAAUCAUGCAGGUAUAUAUGCAGGAGAAAAUGGGCGCCAAAAGCGCACUGGGAGGGGCUACAAACAGCUGACCCAGUUGUCUCCUCUUCUCCUGAAUGAUCCCCCAAGGAUGGACAAGGACAGGAAUAAGAUGACUAAGAGAAUAUUACACUUCACCUUGGAGAUCCUCCACCUGCUGACCGGAGAGGAUUACACCAUAGUGAAGACGACAUGGGGGGAGUGUGUGGCCCCCAGCAGCCAUCUCCAUGAGUCAGAAGCACAGAGCAGGGCCCCGGACCCCAUCACAGAGCCUCCACCUCACUCACUGAUACAUGAGGAGAAGAUCCUAGAACUCACCCACAGGAUCACUGAGCUGCUGACUGGACAGGUUCCUAUAAGGUGUCAGGAUGUGGCGGUCUAUUUCUCCAUGGAGGAGUGGGAGUAUGUAGAAGGACACAAGGAUCUGUACCAGGACAUAGUCAUGAUGGAGGAUCACCGGCCCCUCACAUCACAAGAAAAUCCCAGUAAGAAUUCUGAGGGAAACUUCAUGUUAUCCCUGAAUGAUAAAGGAGAAUAUGAAGAUAUGAUGGAGCGCUCCUCAGGAGAAGACCUCCUUACCCCUAAUGUCCAUCCAGAUCUAUCCUAUAAUAAUCCACCUGAUCAUGAGGAACCUUCUCCUGACCAACCACACAUUGUUACCACAAGGACAGAUCAGGAACAUGGGAAAGGCUUGUAUUGUGAGGAAUGUGGAAGAGAGUUUACUAGAAGAUCAAGUCUUUUUAGACACAGGAGAAUUCACACAGGAGAGAAGCCAUAUUCGUAUUCAUGUUCAGGAUGUGAGAAAGGUUUUAUAAGUAAAUCAGAUCUUCUGAUACAUGAGAGAAUUCACAUUAGGAAGAAGACAUAUUCAUGUUCAGAAUGUGGGAAAUGUUAUACACACAAAUCAAAUCUUGUAACACAUGAGAGAAGUCACACAGGAGAGAGGCCAUAUUCAUGUUCAGAAUGUGGGAAAUGUUUUACAAGUAAAUCAUAUCUUAGGAAACAUGAGAGAAUUCACACAGGAGAGAAGCCAUAUUCGUGUACAGAAUGUGGGAAAUGUUCAAUAAGUAAAUCAGAUCUUGUUAAACAUAAGAGAAUUCACAUUGGAGAGAAGCCAUAUUCAUGUUCAGAAUGUGGGAAAUGUUUUACACAAAAAUCAGUUCUAGUUAUGCAUGAGAGAAUUCACACAGGAGAGAAGCCUUAUUCAUGUUCUGAAUGUGGGAAAUGUUUUACAAAUAAAUCAAAUCUUGUUCAGCAUGGGAGAAGGCACACAGGAGAGAAGCCGCAUUCAUGUUCAGAAUGUGGUAAAUGUUUUAUAAAUAAAUCAGAUCUUGUUAUACAUAAGCGAAUUCACACAGGAGAAAAGCCAUUUUCAUGUUCACAAUGUAGGAAAUGUUUUAUUAGUAAAUCAAAUCUUGAUAAGCAUGAGAAAAGUCACACAGGAAAGAAGCCAUAUUCGUGUUCAGAAUGUGGGAAAUAUUUUAGAACUAAAGGAAAUCUUAUUACACAUGAGAGAAUUCACACAGAAGAGAAGCCCUAUUGAUGUUCAGAAUGUGGGAAAUGUUUUAUAAGUAAAUCACAACUUUCUAGACAUGAGAAAAGUCACACUGGAGACUGAUAGAUGAAAUAAUAAAUGAUAAAAAUAUAAUAAUAUGGAGAAUGGAAAUCUGAGAUCUCAGGUGACAGUAAAAUGUGAUGUUUCUAAGUUCUGUUGUGAGAAUUAACCCUCGAAUAAACUUCCUAAUGAAACCUAAGCAGAAGCUAAAGCCAACAUCAUCUCUUGGUCAUCAGCACCUGGGGUCAUGUGACCUUUGUAGGUAAAUAACGGUAAUGAGAAGUAAUAUGUAAUGCUAUUGUGUAUCAUUUAGUAGUGACUUGUAGCUCUACACUACAGUAUGAUUGGAUGAUUUCUAUGGAUGAUAAUGAUUGGUGAUUACUAUGUAUUACCUCGGCCUCAUUUCCAUUAGAAAUAUUACUGAUUGUAUCUCAUGUGUCACUUCUGUCCUAUCAGGAUCAGGACACUUCUGUGUUGUCACCAAUAACCCUUAGGCCGGGGUCACACACAGGAUUUGGUCGGUAUUCUCAGGUAUAAUACAGGAUAUAAAUCGAGAUUUUCUUAGCUACCGUGACGGAAAAUAUUAGUUAUAUGAAGACAGGAGGUGAGUAUCUUGCAUUAAUCUUUCUUUCUUUAAUGCUCAUAGCAGAAACAUCAUAAUGCUAAAACGUAUACAAAAUUUUUUUUUCUUCCAAAACUACAAUUCCCAGCAGUCCCUUGUGCACUCCUCCCCCUCCCAGCCUGACUGGCUGCUAUAUAAAGGACUGCUUGUAGAUCCUCUUCCUCUUUCUU
This is a messenger RNA of Hyla sarda, 2674 nucleotides long. RefSeq names its product oocyte zinc finger protein XlCOF8.4-like. The record is from RefSeq and is a predicted model, not a curated record. The transcript is spliced from 5 exons. Gene Ontology annotation, biological process: regulation of DNA-templated transcription. The coding region runs from base 419 to 1870 and encodes 483 amino acids. NCBI's taxonomy places the organism in Eukaryota, Metazoa, Chordata, Amphibia, Anura, Hylidae.